GGGAGCGCCGAGUGACUGCGCGCCCGGAGCUGCGGAGCCGCACGCGCGUCCGGGAGGCUCGCCUGACUUCUGCCUGCGCUCCCGCUCCGAAAGCUUAGCUCUGAGGAGACGCCGACCAUGAAGACACCGUGGAAGGUGCUCCUGGGACUGCUGGGGAUCGCUGCGCUCGUCACCGUCAUCACCGUGCCUGUGGUUCUGCUGAACAAAGGCAGUGAUGCUACAGCUGAUAGUCGCAGAACCUACACUCUAACCGAUUAUUUAAAAAAUACUUUUAGAGUGAAGUUCUACACCUUGCGAUGGAUUUCAGAUCAUGAAUAUCUCUACAAACAAGAAAAUAAUAUCUUGCUAUUCAAUGCUGAAUAUGAAAACAGCUCCAUGUUCUUGGAGAACAGUACACUUGAUGAAUUUGGAUUUUCUAUGAAUGAUUAUUCAGUAUCUCCUGAUAGACAAUAUGUUCUCUUCGAACACAACUAUGUGAAGCAAUGGAGGCAUUCCUACACAGCUUCGUAUGACAUUUAUGACUUAAAUAAAAGGCAGCUAAUUACAGAAGAGAGAAUCCCAAACAACACACAGUGGGUCACAUGGUCACCAGUGGGUCAUAAAUUGGCGUACGUUUGGAAAAAUGAUAUUUAUGUCAAAAAUGAACCAAAUUUGCCAAGUCAGAGGGUCACAUGGACUGGGAAAGAAGAUGUAAUCUAUAAUGGAAUAACUGACUGGGUUUAUGAAGAGGAAGUCUUCAGUACUUACUCCGCUCUGUGGUGGUCUCCAAACGGCACUUUUUUAGCAUAUGCCCAAUUUAACGAUACAGAAGUCCCACUGAUUGAAUACUCCUUCUACUCUGAUGAGUCACUGCAGUACCCAAAGACCAUGCAGAUUCCUUAUCCAAAGGCAGGAGCUGUGAACCCAACUGUAAAUUUCUUUGUUGUAAAUACCAACACUCUCAGCCCAGACAUCAAUGCAACUUCCCAACAAAUCAUUCCUCCUGCUUCUGUGUUAAUAGGGGAUUACUACUUGUGUGAUGUGACAUGGGUAACCGAAGAAAGGAUUUCUUUGCAGUGGAUCCGGAGGAUUCAGAACUAUUCAGUGAUGGAUAUCUGUGACUACAAUGAGUCCACCGGAGGAUGGAUUUCCUCAGUGGAACAGCAGCACACUGAAAUAAGUACCACUGGCUGGGUUGGAAGAUUUAGGCCUGCAGAACCUCAUUUUACCUCUGACGGGAAUAGCUUCUACAAAAUCAUCAGCAACGAAGAGGGCUACAAACACAUUUGUCACUUCCAAACAGAUAAGAGAAAUUGCACAUUUAUUACAAAAGGAGCCUGGGAGGUCAUUGGGAUAGAAGCUCUUACCAGUGAUUACCUAUACUACAUUAGUAAUGAACAUAAAGGAAUGCCAGGUGGAAGAAAUCUUUAUAAAAUCCAACUUAAUUACCCCACAAAAGUGACGUGCCUUAGUUGUGAGCUGAAUCCAGAAAGGUGUCAGUACUACUCUGUAUCAUUUAGUAAAGAGGCGAAGUACUAUCAGCUGAGAUGCUCUGGCCCUGGUCUGCCCCUCUAUACUCUGCAUAGCAGCAGCAAUGAUAAAGAACUGAGAGUCCUGGAAGACAAUUCAGCUUUGGAUAAAAUGCUGCAGGAUGUCCAGAUGCCCUCAAAAAAACUGGACUUCAUUUAUUUGCACAAAACAAAAUUCUGGUAUCAGAUGAUCUUGCCUCCUCAUUUUGAUAAAUCCAAGAAAUAUCCUCUGCUAAUAGAUGUAUAUGCAGGCCCCUGUAGUCAAAAAGCAGAUGCUGUCUUCAGACUCAACUGGGCUACUUACCUUGCAAGCACAGAAAACAUUAUAGUAGCUAGCUUUGAUGGCAGAGGAAGUGGUUACCAAGGAGAUAAGAUCAUGCACGCAGUCAACAGAAGACUGGGAACAUUUGAAGUUGAAGAUCAAAUUGAAGCAACCAGACAAUUUUCAAAAAUGGGAUUUGUGGAUGACAAACGGAUUGCAAUUUGGGGCUGGUCAUAUGGAGGGUAUGUAACCUCAAUGGUCCUGGGAGCAGGAAGUGGCGUGUUCAAGUGUGGAAUAGCCGUGGCGCCCGUGUCAAAGUGGGAGUACUAUGACUCAGUGUACACAGAACGUUACAUGGGUCUUCCAAUUCCAGAAGACAACCUUGACCAUUACAGGAAUUCAACAGUCAUGAGCAGAGCUGAAAAUUUUAAACAAGUUGAGUACCUCCUUAUUCAUGGAACAGCAGAUGAUAACGUUCACUUUCAGCAGUCAGCUCAGAUCUCCAAAGCCCUGGUGGAUGCUGGAGUGGAUUUCCAGUCAAUGUGGUAUACAGAUGAAGACCAUGGGAUCGCCAGCAGCACAGCACACCAACACAUCUACACCCACAUGAGCCACUUCCUAAAGCAAUGCUUCUCGCUACCUUAGCACCUUGGAACAGCAUGCCAUCUAAAGCUUCUGAAAAGCCACUUUUGCUCUCAUUAUCUCAAAACUGCACCAUCAAGAUGACGAUGUUAAAAAAGUACCCUCAAAUCAAGAAAUGUAAGGUUACCUUUGUUCCCAAAUUUCAUAUCUAUAACCCGAGGUAGGGACUUCUGUCUUUGCAACCUUAUGGAAGUUUGA
Molecule: messenger RNA, 2610 nt
Organism: Globicephala melas (long-finned pilot whale)
Lineage: Eukaryota; Metazoa; Chordata; Mammalia; Artiodactyla; Delphinidae
Source: RefSeq, a predicted model, not a curated record